UUCUUGCUCGCGUCUCUCCUCGUUCUCGCUCUUCUCCGACCCUUGUACUCCUAGAUCGCUGCUCUGCUGGUGUUUGUCCGGGUCUCGUUCCUUGAGGAGGGAUGAAGCGGCUGAUCCGGCGGCUGUCGAGGGUGGCGGACUCGUCGCUCUAUUGUCCGCUGCAGACCGCGAAGGGGGGCCAGCGGGCGUCCAAGGGGGAGGAGCGGCGGCAAGUGCCGGAGGGGCACGUGCCGGUGUGCGUCGGGGAGGAGAUGGAGCGGUUCGCUGUCCCGGCGGAGCUCCUCGGUCGGCCGGCCUUCCUCGAGCUGCUCCGCCGCUCCGCCCAGGAGUACGGCUACGAGCAGCAAGGUGUCCUCCGGAUCCCCUGCCCAGUCCCGCUCUUCCGUCGCCUCCUCCUCCUCUCCUCCUACUCUUCCUCCGGCGCCGCCGCAGUCGCUGAUCCCGCCCUGGAAGAGCUCUUCCGCUCCCUCCCCGACGAGGACCGGUCGCCCGCCGCUUCACCGACCUGAGUAUCACGCCCGUUACCGCCUCUUUUCCCAUUUUGCCCUUCUCGGUGUUUAAGUAUGCAGCCAGCGCCUAUGGCGUAGAAGAGGGGCAGUUCAGGGAUUUAAUAUUUCCCUCGCCCUUUAUUAUUAUUAUUUUUGCUUUUUAAAGAGAGUAUUUAAUUUAGUGGAGUGAGGAAGUAUGGGACUUUCAAAUACGUGCAGCUUUGAGCUAAUGUAUAUAUUUUUUUUCUUGGCUAAUGACAAUGCUCUUUCAUUAUCAUA
Molecule: messenger RNA, 767 nt
Organism: Musa acuminata subsp. malaccensis (wild Malaysian banana)
Lineage: Eukaryota; Viridiplantae; Streptophyta; Magnoliopsida; Zingiberales; Musaceae
Product: auxin-responsive protein SAUR71
Biological process (GO): response to auxin
Source: RefSeq, a predicted model, not a curated record